Molecule: messenger RNA, 1824 nt
Organism: Ascochyta rabiei
Lineage: Eukaryota; Fungi; Ascomycota; Dothideomycetes; Pleosporales; Didymellaceae
Product: Dextrin dextranase
Exons: 3
Coding region: 1-1824 (607 amino acids)
Biological process (GO): protein N-linked glycosylation
Cellular component (GO): endoplasmic reticulum membrane
Molecular function (GO): alpha-1,2-mannosyltransferase activity
Source: RefSeq, a predicted model, not a curated record
AUGCCUCCUCCUCCACCUCCACCUCCACCAAGGCAGGGGGUUCCCAUCGCCCCCAGACCACCUGUGCAGGCUCAGAAGCCUCCCCACGAACUUGAGCCCAUCAUCGCCUUCUACAUAUUCGCUGCCGCCAAUGUUGUAGCUGCCUUCUUCGCACCGAUUCAGGACUGCGACGAAGUCUUCAACUACUGGGAGCCCACACACUACCUGAACCACGGCUAUGGCCUGCAGACAUGGGAGUACUCCCCUGAGUAUGCCAUCCGCAGCUGGACAUACACUGGCAUACACUCGCUUGUCAUCAAGCUGGGAAUGAUGCCACUUCGGUUCCUGGGUUUUGCUAGGUCAAAGACUGCCGAGUUCUACUUUCUGCGUACCUUCCUGGCCGUUGUCUGCGCUCUGUGCCAAACCCGUCUCUACUCGGUGGUUGCAAAAACGUUCAAUCCUCGCGUAGCCCUCUUCUUCAUCUUUGUCAUGGUAUUCAGCCCGGGCAUGUACCAUGCUGCACCGGCCUACCUACCGUCCAGCUUUGCCAUGUACAUGACGAUGCUGGGAUUCUCUGCCUUCAUGGACUGGACUGGUGGCAUCAGGACCGCUCAGGGCAUAAUGUGGUUUGGUAUCGGAGCGAUACUGGGAUGGCCUUUCGCAGGUGCUCUUGUGCUCCCCUUUGUGGCUGAAGAAGUAUUUCUGGUGUCCCUUACUGGUGAAGUUGUUGAAUGCAUCACACGGCUUGCCGACGGCUUUGUUCGGUCACUCCUUGUUUUGGCUUUGCAAAUGGCCUUGGAGACGUUUUUCUACAAGGCCAUUACAUGCGUGCCAUGGAACAUUGUCAUGUACAAUGUUUUCAGUAGUGGGAGCAGAGGACCUGAUAUCUACGGUGUUGAGCCGUGGCAUUUCUACAUCCGCAACCUUGCCUUGAAUUUCAACAUCUGGUUCUUCUUGGCACUAGGAGCUCUGCCACUGGUUCUCAUCCAGCACCUGCUUCUGCAAAACUCUGUCUCUAAGCAGACUCUGCUGCGAAGCAUUGUUUUCGUGAGCCCCUUUUAUCUAUGGCUCAGCAUCUUCACGUUUCAGCCUCAUAAAGAAGAAAGGUUCAUGUAUCCAGCUUACCCAGCAUUGGCAUUGAAUGCAGCCAUUGCGCUGCACAUACUACUUGCGAAUCUGGGAUCGACAGACCCAAGCCGUUGGGUCAGUAAAGUUCCCCCGCAGGUGAAGCUUGCCAUCGUCAGCAUACCGUUGUUGUUGGCCUUCGACGUGGGCGUGCUUCGAACUAUCGGUACCCUUACGGCUUACCCAGCACCUUUGAAGGUGUACAAGCCAUUACAUCAGGCAGGAGUGAGCAAGCCUGGCGACAACGUGUGUCUGGGCAAAGAGUGGUAUCGUUUCCCCUCGUCGUAUCUCCUACCGGACCGUGUUCGACCCAAAUUCAUCAAGAGCGAAUUCUCAGGAUUGCUACCUGGCGAGUUUAGCGAAGCCAAUGCAGGUGGCUUUGGCUUGUUUCCUGGUACAUGGCUUAUUCCCUCUGGCAUGAACGAUGAAAACCUCGAGGACCCUGGCAAAUAUACUAGUAUCGAGCAUUGCGAAUUCCUCGUUGAUUCCAGUCUCCCGGGGGUGGCAUCGACGGCUCUUGAGCCAGAUUACAUUGCAGAUACAGAACGCUGGGAGAAGCUCAAGUGUGAACCGUUCCUUGAUGUCACACAAACACACUUCUUAGGCCGUCUGCUGUGGAUACCCGACUUGCCCUUCGUUCCGCAACAACUCCGCAGAAAGUGGGGACAGUACUGUUUGCUGCAACGAAAGAGCCCGGGUGAGAAAGCUCAGGAUGCAUAG